UAAACGAAACAAUUCCUUUCUAUCAGAAGAAAAAGAGUAAAGAGGAAGAAGAAAGUGGUUGUAUUUGAUCAUAUCAAUGGCGGAGAACAAGCAGAUCCCUCCACCCUACGAUCUGGAUGCCAAAUGGGACGCCUGUCUUGAUCUCACCGUCCGCCGCUUCGUCUACUCUUCCUUCGCAGGCGCUUUUGGCGGCCUCCUCCUCUUCAGGAGUCCUGUGACACGCUGGGCAUCUGUAGCUUUUGGUGCUGGACUGGGACUUGGAUCUGCAUAUACAGAGUGUUCUCAAAAGUUUGGUGGCUACCCUGCAAUGUUUCUGCCUCCUAAGAUUUCAGAUGCUCCUGCUUCUCAGGAGGGACAGGACUGAUUAGAAGAUAUCAAAACCCUGGAGUUGGUUGGGUUUCAAAUCAGAAUUUUCAGAAGUUGAGAUUAUUGUUGCCAGUUUUUUCCUAAUCUCCCCCUGCAAUGGCUUUCAGCCAUGUAGUACAACAUUGUUAUGAGUACAUUAUUAGUUAUGAUCUCCCUACUGCCUUUUGCUCUGUAAUCCUAUGACCAAAUGGAGUGUAGUAGGAAGAAAAAAAAAAAGGAAGAAAUAAUUGAUUUUCUUUUGCUACUGAAUCUUCUGCAUAUUUCCUCAUUGUUUCAUUUCACUUUUGUUAUGGUUCCCGAGAAAAGGAAAUCUUCCUUGAAACUUUGUGCAAAAAUUUUGGUUUUAAGUUGGUUACUGGCUUGUGAAA
Molecule: messenger RNA, 734 nt
Organism: Vitis riparia (riverbank grape)
Lineage: Eukaryota; Viridiplantae; Streptophyta; Magnoliopsida; Vitales; Vitaceae
Exons: 3
Coding region: 77-364 (95 amino acids)
Cellular component (GO): mitochondrion; mitochondrial inner membrane; MICOS complex
Source: RefSeq, a predicted model, not a curated record